Messenger RNA from Heterostelium album PN500, 1875 nucleotides. RefSeq lists its product as uncharacterized. Bases 1 to 1875 code for a protein of 624 amino acids. The transcript is spliced from 8 exons. The record is from RefSeq and is a predicted model, not a curated record. Gene Ontology annotation, molecular function: toxin activity. NCBI's taxonomy places the organism in Eukaryota, Evosea, Eumycetozoa, Acytosteliales, Acytosteliaceae.
AUGUCAAAUUUAUAUCCACUUGACGUCAAUGGAAUUGACUACAAAUACAUUGCAAGAGAUUUCCACCUUCAACCAGAGAACUUGGUUAAAAAGUAUGGAACCAAAGGAGGUGUUCAUUUCGUUGCCAAGAUCUUAGAGCACUCAAAAGAAGACUUGGAAAAGGCUAUCAGAGGUGAAGCUAGAACAUGGGAAGAUAAUUCUAGAUCUAUCGCAAACUUUGUAACGGCCACUGCAUGUUUUGUUCCAGUUAUUGGACCAGCAGUAUCUGCUUUUUUCGAUUUAAUAUUUGGUAUAACUUUUGAAUUUAUCAAAGAUGAUAAAAAAAUAAAACCUCAAGAAGCAGUUGAGGAUAAGAUUAAGAAAGCUUUGGUUGAAUUCUUUAAUGGUUUGACUUCAGGUAAAGUUGACGAUGUCAAAACAGCUUUGGGUCAAUUGGAAGUUAAAACUGCCAAUUUAGCAGCAAAUAAGGGUAGUACUCAGAAUAUUGCAAACUUUACCUCCCAAUACAAUAUUCUUUAUGCACAGAUCAGUAGUUUGUUCAAUCAAAUAAUAAAUCAAUCAGCGGAAAUGAGAACAAACACUUUAUCAAUGUUCAAAGAAGCAGUUCUGAUCUUCAUGAGCAGAGUCAUGUCAUUGAUUGGUUUGAGAACUAGACUUGGAUUGACUCCAGAAUUCGUGAAAGAUACUUUAGGUCUUCAUGUUGAUAUCACACAAUUCCUUUAUAUCAAACAUCUGCAUGCUGAAUACCAAAAUAAAUUAAAUGCAUUUGAUAAAACCGCAGAUAUUGUUGGAUAUUUCCAGACAAGAAAUAAAAUACUGGAAAGUGUUGAUGGUGUUUGGAUUGAUAAUCCUGUUGUCUACUAUACUGUUGAGUAUAAUCCAAAUACGAAUAACCCCUAUAAUCCAGUUAUUGAUAUUCUAAAGCAGAUAAGAGGUGACACAAGAAACUUGUCUUAUGCUGGAAAAUUAGUUAAGAUAGUUGGUGGAUUAAAUGCUGAUGGUGAGGUCGUUAACUUUAAAUGUGUGAACGAUUAUCAAAAAUCAACAUCGAAAUUCACUCUAGCUUCUGGAGAGGAAAAGUCUCAAAAAGAUUUGGCAUUGGUCGCAGGAACUGUUUAUUCAUCAGUAACAGUUGGAAUGGAUUCUGGUAAGGGAUCUUUCCAAAUUGGAGAUCUCAAGAUGACCGGUACUGAAAUUUUCUUCACCAAGAAAAUAAACAUGAGCUAUACAGAAGAUGAAUUGAAAGAAAAGAGAUUGGUCCAAGUUGGUCUUGUUAGACUUAGUCUUCUUGGUGGUUUUUAUACACUCUUUUCCGGAAUCGUAGAUAGACUUGCAAAUAGUAUUAAUGUACUCUAUUCAUCAACUGCAACUGUUAUUGGUCCAGUUAAAUAUUCUAAAGAGUCUCAUACAUAUACUAACUUUGAUGAUGUAUUUAUUGGAUGGAACUCUGUAACCAUUAACAAAGGAGGUUUCCUUGAAUUUAAUCUUGACCCUAUCCAAAAUGACAUUACUAAAUACGAUGUAUUUGCCAGAGUCACCUCUGGUACCUAUGGUCCCGAUCUUACUCCGAAUUUCGAUGUAUACUUGACUAGAGCCAAGGAAAAGGCUAAUAAUAAUUCUCUUAAACUUCUUCAAUUCUUCAAGGUUGUAAGUGGAUCCAAUGAAAAAACAGAGAUUACAGUCACCAAGAAUCAAGCAGCUACCUCUGAAAAGUAUUCAGUUGAAGAGACUUUCCGUCAUAAAACAAUUCAAAUUGGUUCAGUCAACUUCAAUACUCCUGCCAAAAAUACCAUCAAGCUUGCCAAUACCGGAGAUUACAGCUUCAUUCUUGAGGCACUCAUCUUCAGACCCAUCCUUCCAGCUCCACAAGCUUAA